AUUAUCUUGCAUGAAUCAAUUGAAUUUCGGUUUACUAAGUUUCUUUCCCACCAAACAUUGGAUGCUAUAGCUAUAAAGGGGGAUCGGUGUUGCAGCUAGGAUGAGUGUCAUAGUUUUGGGUUAUUUUUGAGAGCAAUAUACAAUAGCUCUCGGGUUGGUUUUGGGGUUUCUAACUUUUGAGUAUCAAAAUACUUUGUAACUUCAUCUUGUUUUUCCACAGCUAGAAUCAAGCACCAUGGGUUCACUUCCAGACCAGCAAAACAUUUCAUCAAAUCAAGAAGAAGAGAACAUCUUGCAAGCCAUGCACUUUGCUUCAGUUUCGUCACUUCCAUUUGCUUUGAAAGUUGCCAUUGAUCUUGAUUUGUUAGAGAUCGUAGCGAAAGCCACUACUCCUAGUGGUAUGCUCUCGCCUGCUGAGAUCGCCUCUCACCUUUCUACCAAUAACCCAGAUGCCCCAUCCAUAAUUGACCGAAUUUUGAGACUUCUUGCUACUCACUCUAUUUUAACAUGCGACCUUGUCACCGGUGAAGAUGGACACACCCAAAGAUUAUAUGGCCUUGCACCCGUAGGAAAAUAUUUUCUUCAAAAUGAGGAUGGAGUUUCCUUUGCUCCAUUGCUACAUGUCUAUCUUGAAAAAUACAUCAUCGAAUGUUGGAAAUACUUGAAACCAGUAACAUUAGAGGGUGGCUUCUCAUGCGUCAAAGCAUUUGGGGUGCACUGGUUUGAGUUGCUGGGAAAUGAUAGUGAAAUGUCAAGCACGUUCAAUAGAGCAAUGUCCGUUUACACCAUUCUUGUGAUGAACCAAAUUCUAGAAACUUACAAGGGAUUUGAGGGUGUAAGCCAAGUGGUAGAUGUGGGAGGUGGAGUUGGUACAAAUCUUAAGCUCAUAGUUUCCAAGUAUCCACAAAUUAAGGGUAUUAAUUUUGACCUCCCUCAAGUCAUUAAAGAUGCACCCGAUUGCCCAGGGGUGGAGCAUGUAGCAGGAGAUAUGUUUACAGAAAUUCCUCGAGGAGAAGUCAUUUUCAUGAAGUCAAUGCUUCACGAUUGGGGAGAUGAUCUAUGCUUGAAGUUAUUGAAAGUAUGCUAUAAUGCACUACCUCAGUCUGGUAAAAUUGUACUCGUGGAAGCCCUAAUACCAGAAGUACCCAAGACUGACAUUGUGACAAAGACAAUCCUUCAACGUGACCUUGGCUUGCUUCACAUUCUUCCUGGGGCAAAGGAGAGGACCAAGCAAGAGUUUGAGGCAUUGGCAAAACAAGCUGGAUUCGCUUCUUUCAAACUUGUUUGUCGUGCUUAUAACCAUUGGGUGAUGGAAUUGCACAAAAGUGCGAUCAACGACUCAGCUUAGUCUAUCAUCGUCAACCUUGCUAGUUUCAUCAAUAAUCAUCAGCUCCAUGAUCCACGAUGAUCAGCUGGUCACCCUUUUUUUCUUAUAAUAAAAUGUUUAUCGAUAAUAUUGCAUGUGUCUUAUUAGCUAGCUAGGCUCUAAAGUUUAAAUUUGGUACUCUUUAUCUUUGUAUUUCCUAAAUUUAGUGAGAAUGGAAUGAACUUAUAUAAA
This is a messenger RNA of Durio zibethinus, 1558 nucleotides long. Its product is annotated as caffeic acid 3-O-methyltransferase-like. NCBI's taxonomy places the organism in Eukaryota, Viridiplantae, Streptophyta, Magnoliopsida, Malvales, Malvaceae. Gene Ontology annotation, molecular function: O-methyltransferase activity; protein dimerization activity. The record is from RefSeq and is a predicted model, not a curated record.